Molecule: messenger RNA, 1062 nt
Organism: Exophiala spinifera
Lineage: Eukaryota; Fungi; Ascomycota; Eurotiomycetes; Chaetothyriales; Herpotrichiellaceae
Exons: 3
Coding region: 1-1062 (353 amino acids)
Molecular function (GO): oxidoreductase activity
Source: RefSeq, a predicted model, not a curated record
AUGGGUGAUUGCAUACCGAAAACGACUCCGUUGUGGAGAGUGACAGGCUACAAGGGGUUUGACUCCCUCAAAUUCAUAGAGGAGCCUGUGCCUGAGCUUGGCGACAGUGAGGUUUUAGUCAAAAUUCGUGCUGCAUCCUUGAAUUUUCGCGACAUCAUCAUCCCUUUGGGGAAAUACCCGUUCACCCAAAAGCCGAAUGUGGUACCGGGAUCAGACGGGGCGGGGACUGUUCUUGCAGUCGGAAAGAAUGUGACUCGGUUUCGGGCUGGGGAUAACGUGGUCACAAUGCUCUACCAGCGGCAUUGGGCUGGGUCCCUCGACGCGGCCGCCGAAGACUCGGCCCUCGGAGGCUCAAUUGACGGCACACUGCGCUCAAUCGGGGCUUUCGAUGAGGGGGGACUUGUCCGAAUGCCCCAAGGUCUUACCUUCCUUGAGGCCGCAACCUUGAGCUGCGCCGGGGUCACUGCCUGGAACGCUCUCUUUGGGCAACCAGGCAGGGAGCUUAUGGCUGGCCAAUGGGUGCUGACCCAAGGUACUGGGGCUGUAAGUGCUUUCGCCCUGCAAUUUGCUAAAGCCAUUGGUGCUAGAGUGAUCGCCAUUACCAGUUCGGACGCAAAAGCCAGGUUCCUUCAAAAGCUUGGUGCCGACCACAUUAUCAACUACCGUGAGGUGCCCAACUGGGGCGAGAGGGCCAAAAGUGUCACAAACGAGAAUGGGGUGGACCUAGUUGUGGAGGUUGUCGGCGCUGCCACCCUGGAGCAGAGCGUGGCCAGUCUCAGACUCGACGGGACCAUGAGUGUGGUUGGAUUUGCGGGUGGCGAGCCUGAGGGAGUGGAAGUUCCGAACUUGUUGAGCGUCUGGCUCAAACACUACACAGCGCGAGGAAUAUCAGUCGGUAGUCGGCUACAGAUGGAAGCCAUGGGACGCGCCGUGGAGGCAAAUAUUGACAGUCUACGGCCUAUCGUCGAUUCGAGAGUGUUCAAAUUGGCAGAGCUCAAAGAGGCGUAUAUGUAUCUACAAUCCGGAGCGAACAUGGGUAAGGUGUGCAUCGAUAUUGACUGA